CUGAGCGACUCUGCUCCCGGCCGCUCCUGGAGGCUCGAGACCCCCCCACCAGGAGCGAGGUGGGAGAAUAGCUACGUGGGUUAUUAGUUUCCUCGCUCCUCAAGGGGAAUCAUCAUAAUUUACGGGCGGUUGCGUGCCCUAGACUGACUGCUCUCCCCCUUUCAGUGAGGACUGUGCUUCCUCCGAGGGAGUUGCGGGCCGAGGCAUGCGGACCGAGCAUAGGGACAAGGGACUUGGAAUCCUGCCUCGGACUUUGUCGGAGGGUUUUAGUGACUUCUCUACGUAGCUCCCUCAUUGUCUCUCAUCUUUUGGCUCCCCUGUCAAGGACCAUCCCCCAUUCUAGGCCUUCGAUGUGUGAUGCUUUGAUCAAAGGAUUGACAUUCCUUUUCUAAGUGUUUGCUGUCAGCUUUCAGCCACUUGAUUGCGAUUCCAGGUGUCCCUAAGGUAUCAGUGUUAUCCAGAACCAAGAACUCAGUGGAGGAAUGAAAAAGGCAGCAUCUUUAAAAGAAUGUUUAUUGGAAGGAGUUGCAAGAGCUUGCGAAGUCAUGAAGAACAAAGUUUUUUAGAGCCAUUAUGAAAUGGCAAUGGUAAUACUGCACUCUAUGUGAAUAGAUUCGGUUUCCUUCAUCUGGGGCACAUGCAUAUGAUCAACUUUGGACUUCUUUUGAGAUUGCCAGGCGUUUGCAAUGGCUGCUACUGUGAACUUGGAACUUGAUCCCAUUUUUUUGAAAGCACUAGGUUUCUUACAUUCAAAGAGUAAAGAUUCUGCUGAAAAGCUAAAAGCACUGCUUGACGAAUCUUUGGCUCGGGGCAUUGAUUCCAGUUACCGUCCAUCUCAAAAGGAUGUGGAGCCACCCAAAAUUUCAAGCACAAAAAAUAUUUCCAUUAAGCAAGAGCCCAAAAUAUCAUCCAGUCUUCCUUCUGGUAAUAAUAAUGGCAAGGUCCUCACAACUGAAAAGGUAAAGAAGGAAGUUGAAAAGAGACCUGCUGAUAAAAUGAAAUCAGACAUCACUGAAGGAGUUGAUAUUCCAAAGAAACCUAGAUUGGAGAAACCAGAAACACAGUCGUCUCCCAUUACUGUCCAAAGUAGCAAGGAUUUACCUAUGGCUGACCUUUCCAGUUUUGAGGAGACCAGUGCUGAUGAUUUUGCCAUGGAGAUGGGAUUGGCCUGCGUUGUUUGUAGGCAAAUGAUGGUGGCAUCUGGCAAUCAAUUAGUAGAAUGUCAGGAGUGCCAUAAUCUCUACCACCGAGAUUGCCAUAAACCCCAGGUGACAGACAAGGAAGCGAAUGACCCUCGCCUGGUGUGGUAUUGUGCCCGAUGUACCAGACAAAUGAAAAGAAUGGCUCAAAAAACUCAGAAACCACCACAGAAACCAGCCCCUGCAGUUGUUUCUGUAACUCCAGCUGUCAAAGAUCCAUUGGUUAAGAAACCAGAAACUAAACUGAAACAAGAGACAACUUUUCUAGCAUUUAAGAGAACAGAAGUCAAGACAUCCACAGUUAUUUCAGGAAAUUCUUCUAGUGCCAGCGUUUCCUCAUCAGUAACUAGUGGCUUAACUGGAUGGGCAGCUUUUGCAGCCAAAACUUCCUCUGCUGGUCCCUCAACAGCAAAAUUGAGUUCAACAACACAAAACAAUACUGGGAAACCUGCUACCUCAUCAGCUAACCAGAAACCUGUGGGUUUGACUGGUCUGGCAACAUCAUCCAAAGGUGGAAUAGGUUCCAAAAUAGGUUCCAAUAACAGCACUACACCCACUGUACCUUUAAAACCACCUCCACCUCUAACCUUGGGUAAAACUGGCCUUAGUCGCUCAGUUAGUUGUGACAAUGUCAGCAAAGUAGGUCUUCCUAGUCCAGGUAGUUUAGUUCCAGGAAGCAGCAGCCAACUAAGUGGGAAUGGAAAUAGUGGAACAUCAGGACCUAGUGGAAGUACUACUAGCAAAACUACUUCAGAAUCCAGCAGCUCUCCCUCAGCAUCCCUUAAAGGUCCAACUUCACAAGAAUCACAGCUCAAUGCUAUGAAACGAUUACAGAUGGUCAAGAAGAAAGCCGCCCAAAAGAAACUCAAGAAGUAAUGUGGCCAAGUAGGUUUUUAUAUCAUAUUAGCCUAAUGAUGAAAGCCUUAUUAUUAAGAUAUAAUCUGUAAUAUACUGUAAUUUAAUAAAAGUCUUCAUAAUCAAA
Molecule: messenger RNA, 2181 nt
Organism: Nomascus leucogenys (northern white-cheeked gibbon)
Lineage: Eukaryota; Metazoa; Chordata; Mammalia; Primates; Hylobatidae
Gene: INTS12
Product: integrator complex subunit 12
Biological process (GO): snRNA 3'-end processing
Cellular component (GO): integrator complex
Source: RefSeq, a predicted model, not a curated record